Fukomys damarensis (Damara mole-rat) is the source of this 3668-nucleotide messenger RNA. It is a transcript of the gene Znf3, whose product is annotated as zinc finger protein 3. The transcript is spliced from 5 exons. Gene Ontology annotation, molecular function: DNA-binding transcription repressor activity, RNA polymerase II-specific. NCBI's taxonomy places the organism in Eukaryota, Metazoa, Chordata, Mammalia, Rodentia, Bathyergidae. The record is from RefSeq and is a predicted model, not a curated record. Gene Ontology annotation, biological process: negative regulation of transcription by RNA polymerase II. The coding region runs from base 216 to 1553 and encodes 445 amino acids.
AAAGGACGACCCGGAAGCGAUAGUGGUGGGAACUUCCGUUCUUUGUUCUGUCCCCGGUGUGUGGGUCUGAGACAGGGUCCGACAGGGCCUGGUGCGUAUCUGGUCCCCCAUAUCUCCCGUCUCUGACCCCAGGUGCUUCCUCGUUCUCAUUCAAAACCUUCCUGCCAAGUCCGCAGACAGGAGGCGAUCAGAAACCAGAACUCCUUGCCCUACUCAUGGAAACUCAGGCUGAUCAUGUAUCUCAGGAACCUCAAGCCCUGCUUGAGAGUGCUCUUCCUUCAAAAGUUCCUGCCUUUUCCAAUAAGGACAGUCUGGGGGAUGAGAUGUUGGCAGCUGCUCUCCUAAAGGCCAAGUCCCAGAAGUUGGUGACAUUUGAGGAUGUAGCUGUCUACUUCAUCCGAAAGGAGUGGAAACGACUGGAACCUGCUCAGAGGGACCUGUACAGGGAUGUGAUGCUGGAGAACUACGGGAAUGUGUUCUCGCUGGAUGGUGAAUCCAGGACUGAAAAUGAUCAAGAAAUUUCGGAAGAUACAGGAUCACGUGGGAUGCUGUUGGGAAGAUUCCAGAAGGAUAUUUCUCAGGGUCUUAAAUUUGAAGAAGCCUAUGAACAAGAAGUCAAUCUAAAGAGGCAACUAGGGAACUCUGGGAAAAGAUUGAAUAGGAAAAUACAAGAUUUUGGUCAAAUGACAGUUGAGGGAAAGCUGUCCCCCAUGGGAGAGAGAAAUGAGAAAUAUAAUGAGUUUGGGAACAGCUUCGCUGUGAGUUCCAACCUUAUUUCACAUCAGAGACUUCCUAUGGGAGAUAGACCCCAUAAAUGUGAUGAAUGUAGCAAGAGCUUUAAUCGAACUUCAGACCUUAUUCAGCAUCAGCGAAUCCACACAGGGGAAAAACCCUAUGAAUGUAGUGAAUGUGGAAAGGCCUUCAGCCAGAGCUCACAUCUUAUUCAGCAUCAGAGAAUCCACACUGGGGAGAAACCUUAUGAAUGUAAUGAUUGCAGGAAGACCUUCAGUUGUAGCUCUGCUCUCAUUCUACAUCGGAGGAUCCACACCGGGGAGAAACCUUACGAAUGUAAUGAGUGUGGGAAAACCUUUAGCUGGAGCUCCACCCUAACUCACCACCAGAGAAUCCACACUGGUGAGAAACCCUAUGCUUGUAAUGAGUGUGGAAAGGCCUUCAGUAGGAGCUCCACCCUUAUUCAUCAUCAGAGAAUCCACACUGGAGAGAAGCCCUAUGAAUGUAAUGAGUGUGGGAAGGCCUUCAGCCAGAGCUCACAUCUCUAUCAGCACCAGAGAAUCCACACUGGAGAGAAGCCCUAUGAAUGUAUGGAGUGUGGAGGAAAGUUUACCUAUAGUUCAGGCCUUAUUCAGCAUCAAAGAAUCCACACAGGGGAGAACCCCUAUGAAUGUAGUGAGUGUGGAAAAGCCUUCAGGUAUAGCUCAGCUCUUGUUCGCCAUCAGAGGAUUCACACUGGAGAGAAGCCUUUGAAUGUAAUGGGUAUGAGCAAAAGUUCUCUCAGAGUUACUGCUGAAUUAAAUAUCAGAGAGUCUACAUGAAAGAGCCACACACCCGUUUUCCUCACUUCCCGAGUCUAAAGAGCUCUUGCCUUAUUUUAUAAGUAGGAACAACUUAGGCUGUGUCCCUUCCACUUCAAACAUUUCCCUUUAGAGAAUGGGGCAGAUUGGGCGUAUCAUUGUGGCACAGUGAUCAGAAACCUAGUGGAUUUCCUAGAAUGACACCAGCCUUCAAAGCUUGAGAGGCAAGUCUCACAUUAAGUGCUGGGUGCAGGACCAUUCACCCUCUUUUGGAAGGGAGUUUGCACUAAACUGUUUUUCUCAUGCCAGAGGAGCCUUUCUUUCCAACAUGGGGAUAUAAGAUUCUUAGGAAUAAAAUUCCAAUGAUUCACUAGUUGGAAUCAAUGUAGUGAGCACAAAAGGCAGUGGAAAGAAUGUCCUGGGUCCUUCUGUUUGCUAGGAAGGGGAAUAGAGGCUACAUUUUUUAAGACACUGCCCUCAGUCCAGAUUUAAGAUUUGACAAGGAACAUGCUAUUGUGUGUUAUGAUGUCAAUCAAGGAAGCUUGGUGUUGAGGGAUUUGUUGUUUUAUUGAAGAGGGGAAAACUACCCCAAGAAGGAUUUCUGUGAUGACUGUAUCUUGUUGGGCUUUUGGAGCAACAUGCUCAUGUUUCCAGGAGCAGUCUGGCAGUGCUGUAGGCAGACCCUCCUGGGCUCCCUGUACUGACUGGGAAAUCUUACUGAGCAGUGAAUAACCUGAGAGUGCAGAUCAGAAGUGUUUAGCACGGGCCUCUGAUUUCCUGCCCUAUCUUCCUCUUCCCACUCAUGAAAUGACAAGUGACUCACUCCAACCUCUAGUUAUUAAGGAUGCUUUCAAGGAGCCCACUCAGCCCUCCUCUCCUGCCCUCUUACCUCUAACACCUGGCCCUGGCAGCCGGACCUCUCCUAACUCCAUUUCUAACUUCCACAGCCAAGGAUUAACGCAAAUAAAGAGCAGAGACCAGAGAAGGAAGGUUGUGGACUAAACCUGGUGGCAGGGCUCCUUGCAGGGUUAGAAUGGUGCUCCCUAAAUUUCCCCAGGCUGAGAGGUGACCUUCCAUUGUUUUCCCAACCCUGCUCAUCCUGUAGCGUAAGUGAAGUGCACUAUUAAACAGAAUAGUUUUUCAGAAGAGGAAAUUGAGUGUGUUUUUGUGCAGGGGCCCAAUUUAUUUCUGGUAGAACACUCACUAUAAAUGGAAUCUGAAAACCUUCAAAUUUUUUAAACAAUCAUUUCUUAGAUACAGGUACAAGGUUUCUUUUCCCCUCUGACCUUCAUCAUAAUUCCUCUAGAUACUGUACUGACACAAAUCAACAUAAAACCAUUGACAGAGUUACUCCCACAUUCAGAAUAUUAUGAGCUGCAGCUUAUUCUGUGUGGUACAAUACUUAAGACCAACAACCAAAAAUAGGAAGGUAUUAUUGGGUAUAGGGUUCCUGAAAAGAGUACUUGUUGGGUAGCAUUUAGAUUUCUUGGUAGGGUUAUUUAUAGAAGGGUAUUACAACCACAGAGAAGGCUGAUGGAGAAAACAUCUGGGACUGGCCUUUUUGAAAAAGUUUUAAAUCAUAAAUGGUAAUUGGCCAUCUAAUACAGGUUUCUAAUUUCACAGAACUAGAAUGAAACAUUUUAUUGGCUCUUAGCAUUUGCUACAUACAGUUUGACUUGGUUUCUCAAAAUGUGGAUGGUGAACUAUCCAUAUUAGAAUCGCUAAGCUACUUAUUAGGCAUGAUGCUGUCUUUUAAGCCCCAGGUUACUCUUAUCAUGAUUUCUGGGGCAGGAGUACAUUUUUUUACACAGAAAAGGAAGAAAUAGUAAUGGUAUGGUUCGAAAAUGGUAUAGGAGAAUACAAAGUUGAACUAGUUCUCGACAGCUUGGGUUGGGCAAUACCACAGUCACAAGAGAUGCUCUGGAAGGGACCUCUGAACAGGUGAGGCCUCUAGGUGAACCUGAAGCCCAUUCUCUGCUCAGUAGUGGAAGCACUCGCGUACUGAAGCCACCCCAAGAGGGUAAGAACUUCAUAUCAUCUGAUAGGAGCCUGUAAUAGAGACCAUUAUGUGAAUAUUUUACUUAAAAAUUUUAUUUCUUUUUAGGUUUUUUGAGACAGGAUCUCGCUCUGUAAGUC